This is a messenger RNA of Alosa sapidissima (American shad), 1567 nucleotides long. Its product is annotated as high mobility group nucleosome-binding domain-containing protein 5-like. The transcript has 5 exons. The record is from RefSeq and is a predicted model, not a curated record. The coding region runs from base 194 to 1369 and encodes 391 amino acids. NCBI's taxonomy places the organism in Eukaryota, Metazoa, Chordata, Actinopteri, Clupeiformes, Clupeidae.
UGGCUACACCAGAGACAACAUUGAGAGAGAGCUUUCUGCUGCUGUUUUACACUGAUUCAUUGAUUUACCUGCCUUAAUAAUUUCUUGAUAGUGUUUAUUCGGUUUCCUUAACUAUUAUUCCUUAAAGACAGAGGAGGAGUCUACUUGUAUAACACCUUUAGACUAAACUGAAGGCAAACUUCACUUGCUGAAGAUGGAGGUGAGAGGAGAGCGUAGGGGCUUCAUGGAAGCCGUAAGAUCCUUCUUUACUACCAUCAGAAACCGGAUUAGACAACGGAGAACACGGCAGAGAACUAAAAACUACCGGAUCUGUCGAAACCUGGCCAUGGCCAAGAUUGAGUCUGAGAAAGAAAGAAGACUGAAGAAGCAAGUGAAAUCUGGGUUUAAGGCCAAGAUGAGCAAGAGGAGCCACUCAGCUAACAUUACAGCUGAAGUGGACAGCGCUAAGAACAGGAUACAGGAGAAGGAUGGAGCACCUAGAGAUCUCAAGGAGAGAAUGCGGUCUGCUCUGCGGGCUUUUCAAGAGGGGCGCAAGCCACGCUGGGUGAGAGGCUGGAGAAAAAACAACAUGGAACCCCUGAACAUGGAGGAGAUUCAAGUUGGAGAGGAUCUCCAUGAGACUCAGACCGGAGAGGAUCUCCAGAAUCAGGCCAGAGAGAAUCUCCCUGACACUCAGGAUAGAGAGGAACUCCAUGAGACUCAAGCCGGAGAGGCUCUCCAUGAGAUUCAGAUGGGAGAGGAUCUCCAUGAGACUCAGACUGGAGAGAAUCUCCCUGACACUCAGGACAGAUGGGAAAUCAAUGAGACUCAAGCCAGAGUGGAUCUCCAUGAGACUCAAGCCAGAGUGGAUCUCCAUGAGACUCAAGCCAGAGUGGAUCUCCAUGACACUCAAGUCGGAGAAGAUCUCCAGACUCAGGCCGGAGAGGAUGUCCAUGAGACUCAGACGGGAGAGGACCUCCAUGAGACUCAGACGGGAGAGAAUCUCCCUGACACUCAGGACAGAAAGGAACUCAGUGAGACUCAAGCCGGAGAAGACCUCCAGACUCAAGCCAGAGAGGAUCUCUAUGAAUCAGCAAGCUGGGCUGUGACCUACGGCCACAUGUGGCAAGUAAUGGCCCAGCUAGGUGACUCUGUCAACUGCGGAGAGGACAUUUAUGCCACUCAGGCCAUGGAGGAUAUACAACCUGCUGAACCAGCAAGCUGGGUUAUGAACUAUGGCCAGAUGUGGCAUGGAAUGGCCCAACAAGAUGGCCCUGUCCUUUACAGAGAAGAUCUCCAGGCCACUCAGGCCGGAGACGAUAUCCAGGCUGCUGAACCAGCAAGCUGGGCUAUGACCUAUGGCCAGAUAUGGCAAGACAUGGCCCAGUAGAUGGCCCUGCCCUCUGCAGAAUGCUCAUCAUGAACUCUUUCUCCACAGAUCUGGAAGAAGACCUGCCAUCUUUCAUCAUUGUGAAGUGAACAGCCAAGAAACUGGCCAUUGAAGCUACCAUUCUUCAAGCAUUCAGCUUCCCUCAUUCAGCUGAACUGAACUUCAUUAUAUUAAAUUGUCAGUAUUGUCAUUGUUGUU